CUGAGCAUCUGCUGGCAGUACUUGGCCGGCACGUUAUCUGGAAGCAAUCUGUUCUGUGCUCAGUGCGCGCCUUCGGCUGGCUACUGCGGAAUAUCUACUAGCCACAGCUGCUAGUGAUUGCAGAAUUAACUCUACUUUUACCGGAUUUUCAAGAUUUUACAUCACGCAUACUCACUGGAAUGGAAACCCCCAGUUCUCAGGUGGUCAAGGCCCUUACUACAAUGUCGAGAGUCGCCAAGAACAAUGCCCUUUCGUACGAAAAAACUCUCGGAUCCAACGGUUUGCUAUCACAGAAGGACAUCUCCGAUCUCAGAAAAAAUAAUUCCUCACUCAACGACGACCUCGUGGUUUUGGACCGUCUUCCGUCAGUCUCACAGUAUCGACGAGAGGAAUCAUGGGCGUUCCUCACAUUUCAGACCGCACUACUUACUACCUUACCUCCAACAAGCUCCGAAGAAGAACACUUCUUCCAUUGUGAACCAUACAAUGACUCAGCCUUAUCUUCCCUUCCCGUUGAGAUUCUCAUCGAGAUCUUCCAACUCGUCGUGACCGGCAACCUCGGCUUGGCAGAGUACGACGUCCUAGACGUCAAACACAGUCCAAACUGGGUGAUCAGUCACGUCUGUCGUGCUUGGCGGUCAGUCGCUUUAUCAAUGCCGAGUCUCUGGACAUCUGUUUUCAUUGAAGAUGACCCGGAUCUUCUGAUGAUAGACGGUGUGCCUUUCACCGAAAAUAAAGCGACACUUCUCCAAGAGUAUCUGACACGUUCUAAUCAGUAUCCACUCCGCGUCGCACUGUCAUCUUCAUACGAUAUCCAGAAGCAUCAUGAGAUACUCCUUCCCCAUUUUACCCGCUGCACUGACCUUGACUUUACUGUCAACGAAGAAGCUCUAAACAUGCUAUCCACCAUUUCUUGCGAAUUCCCGGGCCUCAAAAGACUGUCCAUCGCGAUCGACGAUAUCUCUCACUAUCAUAGCCUUCCUAGGGACCCGCGUUCCACUACUACGUCACCACCCAUCAAUGGCUUCUCCAAGGCACCCCAUCUACAAGAGGUAUCGCUUCACGGGAUAAGCAUCUUUCAUCUUAGACUCCCCUUUCCCCAGUUACUGUCGUUCACCGGAGAUAUAUCGCACUAUUUCGAGUGUCUGAUACUUUUCAUUUUGUCAUCACGGCUUAUUACAGCGACGUUGAACAUGUACUUUGUCCCUCCUUUGUCCCAUCUUUCUGUGCCAUUCACUCAUACCAACCUGCACACGCUCUCUCUCUACACCGACAUCCACUGCAUACGAGACCUUCGUCUGCCGGCGUUGGAGGUUUUUCGUAUCGAGCGAAUACGUUCUGGUGGAUACCAUCAUAUCGCUAAGCUAUUUCGAGAAUCGCGCUGUCCGCUUCGCAGCCUAUAUCUCGAAGUCCCAGCACUUCCAUGGUCGGAACUCCAGCCCAUUCUCGAAGCCUGCUCAAGCACCCUUACAUCAUUAUCCUUUCGGGUAGAUAUGGUCUCUGCUUGGCAUGUGUUCGAUGCGCUCUCAUUGGACGGCGCUUCGUGUCUUGCACCUCGCUUGGAGGAAUUAUACGUUCGCGACGAUACGUCUUGGGACGACUAUAUGGAAAUUUCUUUCGCUGAAGACCCGUUCUUGGACAUGGUAUUCUGGCGGCGGGAUUCUGAUGGUGAAGUUGCGCUACUAAAGUCCCUGACGGUGUGCUAUCCAAAUUCACCCAUGCAUCCUUAUGCUCUAUUGCACCUGAAGGUACUUGAGAUAGACGGUUUGAAGGUCGAAUAUCAUAAAUACGCUUGGACGAAGAAGAUAUGAAUUGCUUGCUUUCACCCUCAGACCGCCGCCUUAACAUCUCAAACUCACUUCUAUCUUCAGCAAUGAUUCAAGAGCAUUUUCGUCCUCCAGCUACACCCAAUGAUGAGAAUGACCUUGAGAGAUACAAUUCCCCGCCAUCAGUCGAGUGUUGUUUGUAUGGACGACCCGUGUUUAGUAUUUUCCUCUGCUCCAGUCAUCGUCAUCGAUCACGCCACCUUGCUGAAACCAUCUCCGAGACUAGUCACUCAAAAUCGGCCUGGUCGGGAGUUCGGUGCUGACCGUAGGCACGGACGUUUUGUACCUGGCAUACGUUGGAUGACGAUAGUAGGCGUAUCCAGUAUUCGUUUUUAUUCCGAAUGGCCUUGCAAAGAAUCGAUAAUGAACUAUUAGAC
Molecule: messenger RNA, 2203 nt
Organism: Desarmillaria tabescens
Lineage: Eukaryota; Fungi; Basidiomycota; Agaricomycetes; Agaricales; Physalacriaceae
Exons: 4
Coding region: 180-1811 (543 amino acids)
Molecular function (GO): protein binding
Source: RefSeq, a predicted model, not a curated record